This is a messenger RNA of Plutella xylostella (diamondback moth), 1513 nucleotides long. Its product is annotated as opsin-2. Lineage: Eukaryota; Metazoa; Arthropoda; Insecta; Lepidoptera; Plutellidae. Gene Ontology annotation, biological process: visual perception; G protein-coupled receptor signaling pathway. Gene Ontology annotation, molecular function: G protein-coupled receptor activity. Gene Ontology annotation, cellular component: membrane. The record is from RefSeq and is a predicted model, not a curated record.
UCCGUUUAGCGCGAGGUGCAGGGUAUAAAGGCAGGGCGUGGGAGGCCGCUGCGGCAGUCAGUCAGUGGGGGGCCGCACUACCGAGGACUGCUCGGCAGCAGCAUGGACAACCGCACUGAGGACUCCGGCCUCGGGCCCUUCUUCGCCGCGCUCAAAGCGAGCGAGGGCGUGGAGAUGCUGGGCGCGGGCCUGUCGGGCGAGGAGCUGGCCAUGGUGCCGGAGCACUGGUUCCAGUACGAGGCGCCACCCGCCGCCGCGCACACCGCGCUCGCGCUGCUCUACAUCUUCCUCACGGCCGCCGCGCUCGUCGGGAACGGACUCGUCAUUUAUAUCUUUUCUACAACAAAAAGCUUAAGAACAUCAAGCAACCUCCUCAUCCUUCAGCUAGCCAUACUAGACUUCAUAAUGAUGGCGAAAGCGCCUCUCUUCAUCUACAACAGCGCGAUGCGCGGGUUCGCGACCGGCACCCUGGGCUGCCAGAUCUUCGCUCUCAUGGGCGCCUACAGCGGCAUCGGCGCUGGCAUGACCAACGCCUGCAUCGCGUACGACCGGCACUCCACCAUCACGCGACCGCUUGACGGACGCCUGUCUAGGGGGAAGGUCAUACUCAUGAUCAUCAUAGUGUGGCUUUACGCCACUCCAUGGGCUUUCCUGCCGUUCCUGAAGAUUUGGGGCCGAUAUGUUCCUGAGGGCUACCUAACUUCAUGCACAUUCGACUAUCUGACCAACACGUUCGACACGAAGCUGUUCGUGGGCUGCAUAUUCACGUGCAGCUACGUGUUUCCGAUGAGCCUCAUCAUCUACUUCUACUCCGGCAUCGUCAAGCAGGUGUUUGCCCACGAGGCAGCGCUGAGAGAGCAAGCGAAGAAGAUGAACGUAGAAUCUCUUCGGUCUAACCAGAACGCGAACGCGGAGUCGGCGGAGGUGCGCAUCGCCAAGGCGGCAUUGACCGUCUGCUUCCUGUUCGUGGCCUCCUGGACGCCCUACGGCGUCAUGUCGCUCAUCGGGGCAUACGGAGACCAACAGCUGUUGACCCCUGGAGUGACCAUGAUUCCAGCAGUGACAUGCAAAAUAGUUGCAUGCGUAGAUCCGUGGGUGUAUGCCAUCAGUCAUCCGAGAUACAGGCAAGAGCUGCAGAAGCGGAUGCCGUGGCUCCAGAUCGACGAGCCAGAUGACUCGACGUCGACAGCCACUAGCAACUCCACCGCCGCGCCGCCCGCCGCGCCCGCCUAGACCCACGACUGCUCAAAUACCAAUAAGAUACUACCGACAAGAUGACAAACGACAACACGCUUUCUACUACGGACUACCGAUGAUUCUGCGACGUUGUGUUUAAAUAUUCAGAUUGAUUUUCUGUGAUGUUUAACAUGAGUUUAUUUUUAAUUUAGUUAAGUUAACAAUGCAUAUAAAAAAUACAAAAAAAUAUAUACUUACCUAAAAACCUGCCUGUAGUUAGGUAGGUGUGAAAGUUUAUCGUAAAAUUAUUUAUGAAAAAUAAAAGUUUUUCAUUGCA